AUGGUGAUCAAACGAAAAUUACCUCCAAAGAAAGGUCUAAUGAUUAACCCAUUUUGCAUAUUGUGUUACGUAGAUAUCGUUAAAGAUCUUGUAGCCUCUAAGAAAAACAUUUUUGUUGGUGAUUGGUUGAUGGAAAAGUUGAAUACUUUAAGGUACGAAAUAUGGGAAGAAGUUGAAUCUCUUAAGAAACAAGGAGGACAAAGUAUCGAACAUGAAGGUAAUAUUCUAAAGCAGAUUGAAAUUCCUGAUAUAAGGCUUGAUCGUAUUGUUUCUGAUCGAGUUUGCAAUGAAGACGAGUUCGAGGCGUGUGUUGCUGCCAAUAAUGACCGUGUCUUUGAGGAGAAAAUACUAGUUAUCAAGGGGUUGCAAAGCCUUAGUAUUGAUGAUGAUGAUGUUGGUGCGUUUUUGAAAAGAGAGGAUAUGUGUGGUAUAUGUCUACAAAAAUUGAAAACCACGGACAGCAAAGAAGGCGAAGAUUAUAAGGCUGUUAGUUUUAUAAAGAAGUGGUCAAAAUCUCUAGGGAAGUUGCCUUGCGAGCAUGUGUUUCAUGAGCCUUGUAUACUUAGAUGGCUGUAUAAAAAUAAUGUUUGUCCUUUUUGCCGGAAUUCGGUUAAUGUAUGA
Chenopodium quinoa (quinoa) is the source of this 621-nucleotide messenger RNA. RefSeq names its product E3 ubiquitin-protein ligase Praja-2-like. The coding region runs from base 1 to 621 and encodes 206 amino acids. The transcript has a single exon. The record is from RefSeq and is a predicted model, not a curated record. Lineage: Eukaryota; Viridiplantae; Streptophyta; Magnoliopsida; Caryophyllales; Amaranthaceae. Gene Ontology annotation, molecular function: zinc ion binding.